AUGGAUGAAUUGGCAAGAAAACGAAGGCAACUAAUUGUGAGAGGAGCCGGUCUAGUGGCUGGAUUGUAUGCUUACAUGAUGGUCAUGUUUAGAAGAUCUAGGCAACAAACACCGAGGAUAACCGUGGGCAGCAUGGCCGAUCGUGCCAUAUCUAGAGAGUCAAAUUUGAGAUACAUUUAUCACUCUAGUGACAUAAAUUGUUCAAAUCAACUCAGAAUGAGAAAAGCUCCGUUUUUCCGUUUGUGUGCUAUAUUUAGAGAGAGAAAUUUGUUGUUGGAUAGCAUUCAUACUUCUAUUGAGGAACAAGUUGCCAUGUUUCUUCUAAUAGUUGGCCAUAACCAAAGGUAUAGGACACUACAACCUAUCUUUAGAAGAUCUAUCGAAGUCAUUAGUAGGUAUUUUAAGGCAGUGCUUUAUGCUGUUGGGGAGUUGAGAGAUGAGAUGAUUCAGCCUCCCUCCAACCAUUGCCAUCGUAAAAUACAAGAAAGCACCCGCUUCAAUCCAUAUUUCAAGGUAAUUUUUGAACCUCGUCACAUAUAA
Molecule: messenger RNA, 540 nt
Organism: Triticum turgidum subsp. durum (durum wheat)
Lineage: Eukaryota; Viridiplantae; Streptophyta; Magnoliopsida; Poales; Poaceae
Source: the annotation of a GenBank genome assembly